Molecule: messenger RNA, 2375 nt
Organism: Pistacia vera
Lineage: Eukaryota; Viridiplantae; Streptophyta; Magnoliopsida; Sapindales; Anacardiaceae
Product: calcium-dependent protein kinase 28-like
Exons: 12
Coding region: 208-1884 (558 amino acids)
Biological process (GO): intracellular signal transduction; peptidyl-serine phosphorylation; protein autophosphorylation
Cellular component (GO): cytoplasm; nucleus
Molecular function (GO): ATP binding; calcium-dependent protein serine/threonine kinase activity; calcium ion binding
Source: RefSeq, a predicted model, not a curated record
GUCUCUUUUGACCACCACCAGGAGGCAGGAGGCACUCUCUUCUCUCUUUCUUCCCUUCUUCCUCUCAUCUGCUCCCUUCUUUCCUCUCUUCAUUUUCAAUUAUUUCCAUUCCUUCCUUCAUAGAUCAUUUCUAUUUAUUGAAUUUUUCUCAUGGAUUGCAUCUCUGAGAAUAACUUACAAUCUCUCUGACUGCAAGGAAUAUAAAAGAUGGGCCUCUGUCUUUCGGCAACCAAAGUGAGUGGCUCCAACAGCAACAACAACGUCAACCAUCAUCGGAAAGAUAACACAAAAACAACAAAUAAUGAAGGAGGAAUACGUCAUGGAAAAGGAAGGAAUGAAACAGCACAAAAACAACAACCACCACCGGUUAAGAAUACUCAGCAGCUGAAGCAUAAGAAAGACAAGGCCAAUACCAAGAGACAAACUGGGGUGAUCCCGUGUGGGAAGCGUACGGAUUUCGGGUAUGCUAAAGAUUUUGAUAAAAAGUACUCCAUCGGAAAAUUAUUGGGACACGGACAGUUUGGAUACACGUAUGUUGCCACCGAUAAGACCACUGGAGAUCGUGUCGCCGUCAAGAAAAUAGAGAAGAAUAAGAUGGUUCUUCCUAUUUCUGUUGAGGAUGUUAAGAGAGAGGUCAAGAUUUUGCAGGCCCUCGCGGGCCAUGAGAAUGUAGUUCAGUUCCAUAAUGCAUUUGAGGAUGAUUCUUAUGUAUAUAUUGUAAUGGAGUUAUGUGAGGGCGGUGAAUUAUUGGAUAGGAUAUUGGCCAAGAAGGACAGCCGUUAUUCAGAGAAAGAUGCAGCAGUAAUUGUCCGUCAGAUGCUCAAAGUUGCAGCUGAGUGUCAUUUACAUGGUUUAGUACAUCGCGACAUGAAACCUGAGAAUUUUCUUUUUAAGUCUACCAAAGAGGACUCACCUUUGAAGGCUACAGAUUUUGGUUUGUCAGACUUCAUAAAACCAGGGAAGAAGUUUCAAGAUAUAGUUGGCAGUGCCUACUAUGUUGCUCCAGAAGUACUGAGACGGAAGUCAGGACCUGAAUCAGAUGUCUGGAGUAUUGGUGUGAUUACAUACAUUUUGCUCUGUGGGAGGCGACCUUUUUGGGACAAGACCGAGGAUGGUAUAUUUAAGGAGGUUUUAAGGAACAAGCCUGAUUUUCGUCGCAAACCAUGGCCAACUAUAAGCAAUAGUGCCAAAGAUUUUGUAAAGAAGUUACUGGUGAAGGAUCCUCGGGCAAGACUAACAGCUGCUCAGGCCCUAUCACAUCCGUGGGUUAGAGAAGGAGGAGAUGCAUCUGAGAUUCCUAUUGAUAUAUCUGUUUUGAAUAACAUGCGGCAAUUUGUGAAGUACAGUCGUUUGAAACAAUUUGCUCUAAGAGCAUUGGCAAGCACACUGGGUGAAGAGGAGCUAUCUGAUCUCCGGGAUCAAUUUGAUGCAAUUGAUGUAGACAAAAAUGGUUCUAUUAGUCUUGAAGAGAUGAGACAGGCCCUUGCGAAAGAUCUUCCCUGGAAGUUGAAGGAAUCACGUGUAUUAGAGAUUCUUCAAGCGAUUGACUGCAACACAGAUGGGCUUGUGGAUUUCACUGAAUUUGUUGCAGCUACACUACAUGUGCAUCAGCUGGAGGAACACAACUCUGAGAAGUGGCAUCAACGAUCACAGGCUGCUUUUGAGAAAUUUGACUUGGAUAGAGAUGGGUUUAUAACACCUGAGGAACUUAGAAUGCAUACGGGUUUAAAAGGUUCAAUUGAUCCACUUCUUGAGGAGGCAGAUAUCGACAAAGAUGGGAGAAUAAGCCUUUCAGAAUUCCGUAGGCUUUUAAGAACUGCAAGCAUUAGUUCACGUUAUGUGGCUAGUAGCUCAACUGGUCUUCAGAAUUCCACGGUGUUGUAAAUGAAACUUGCAAGUUUUAGAAUUGAGGGAAAGAAGAGAAUAUAGGGAUGGAGCUCCUUUUUCAGAUUUAAUUUAUUUCAAGAUUGUAAUCAAAAUUAAAGAGGCCUGCUCCGUGAUCUAAUUUUCUUUUAGGCUAUGCAAGGAACCCUAUUUAUUGAGACUCAAGUUUGAACGAUGGGAUUCAGUCUUUGGAUGUAUUCAGUAUGUCUGCAACGAAGACUCGUCUGGAUCAGAUGGUGCUACCAGUGUGUGUACACAUCUAUUUGGAGUGUUGGGGUUUUAUUGUUUGACCUACAAAUGUACUGCGAUUAUAAAAGAUGCAUCAAUGCAAAUAUGGUGCAUUAGAAUUCAUUCAUGUUUAUGCAUGUUUUUGAAAAAACAUGUUUACUGUAGCAACAUUUUGAAGUAUGUUAGUGAGUUUAAACUUGUAUCAAGAGCUUAGUAUUGUAAUGAGAAGAUUACACUAUGUGGUGGUUGAAGCCUGAAGGAAA